This is a messenger RNA of Sungouiella intermedia, 870 nucleotides long. The record is from the annotation of a GenBank genome assembly. NCBI's taxonomy places the organism in Eukaryota, Fungi, Ascomycota, Pichiomycetes, Serinales, Metschnikowiaceae.
AUGUCUAGUGACCCAGAGGACGACUACGUACCUUGGAUCCAACAAUUCUGCGAGGCAUUUGGUCAUGACUACUUUGUGCCAGUAGCCCAGGAAUUUAUAGAAGAUGACUUCAACUUAACUGGUUUAUCACUGCAAGUGCCCUACUAUAGGGAGGCAUUAUACACCAUCUUAGACUACCAGGUGGAGACCGCAGAGGACAACAGUGGUAGCGGAGGCAACGGUCUGGCUAAUAAUGGACCCAAUGGAUCCUCGGGCAAAAGAAACGACUUACCCAACAAGGCAUUACUAUCACAUUCGGCUGAGCUUUUGUAUGGGCUUAUACACGCAAGAUACAUCAUUUCCAAGGCUGGGUUGACGGCUAUGGCCAGCAAAUUCGAGCGGUCGGAGUUUGGCAUCUGUCCACGGUAUUACUGUGACGGCAUGCAUCUCAUCCCCGUUGGUGCCACCGACAUUCCUGGACAGGAGACGGUCAGAUUGUACUGUCCAUGCUGUAACGACAUCUAUCUUCCGCUGAGCUCGCGGUACCUAAAUAUUGACGGUGCUUUCUUCGGAACAACGUUUCCUGGGUUAUUGGUCAAGAUGUUUCCGGAGAUUGAGAACCAGUGUAAGAUUCGGAUUAACAAGGUCAACCAGGACAACUUUGGUUUGCGGUUGUUUGGCUUCCGCAUUCACGAAUCCAGUGCUAGUGGUCCACGGAUGAAGUGGUUGAGACAGUAUCCGCAGAAUGAUGAGGAAAAGAAAGAAUUCGACGAGUGUGAGCUCUCUAUCCCGCACGACGCAGCCAGCGACUUAGAUUUGGCAGUUUCGGAGGGUUCAGAGAACGAGGUCUAUAUGGACGACGACAAGACAAUGGCCAGUGAGGAUAUUUAA